Ochlerotatus camptorhynchus is the source of this 798-nucleotide messenger RNA. RefSeq names its product putative odorant receptor 85e. Gene Ontology annotation, molecular function: olfactory receptor activity; odorant binding. Gene Ontology annotation, cellular component: plasma membrane. Gene Ontology annotation, biological process: detection of chemical stimulus involved in sensory perception of smell; sensory perception of smell. NCBI's taxonomy places the organism in Eukaryota, Metazoa, Arthropoda, Insecta, Diptera, Culicidae. The coding region runs from base 1 to 798 and encodes 265 amino acids. The transcript has 6 exons. The record is from RefSeq and is a predicted model, not a curated record.
AUGGUCUACUUCCAAGCUUCUACGUAUGGUUGGGUUCCCUUAAUCACUACAACCUUCAGAUAUUCAAUCGGUAAAGAACCGCUUGAGCUGCCAUCCACCGUGCUGGAAGCUAAUUUCAUUAUCUUCGAUCAAUUUGCCAAUUUUUGGGUUUGGUUACCCACGAUGUUUACAUCGGUUAUGGUCCAGUACUGCAUGCUUACACUGAUGUCAUCGAAUGAGUGCUUGUUUUGGAAUCUUCUGCAUCACGUGUCCUGUCUAUUCAAAAUAGUUCGGAUGGAGAUUGCUCGCCUCAACGACUACAAGGAUCCUGUGGCGUUCAAGGAACAGCUCGCCGUCAUCGCUGAAGUUCACGAGGUGUGCUUCAGAAGUGCUCGCCGACUGGAAAGUGUUUUAAGUCCGGUAAUGGCUUUGCUGUAUUGUUCGUGCAUAUUUCAAACAUGCUACCUCAUGUUCAUUGUCAGUGUGAUAGAUGACCUGUUCCUACUAGCAUCGAUGGUUUUCCUACUGCAGUAUACUGUCUUUUUGAUAUUUGCUUUCUCGAUGCUGGGAACGGAACUAAUGGAAGAGAGUGCAUCGAUUUCCACUGCGAUUUACAACACACAAUGGUACGAGCGGGCGGCUGCCGAACGCCGCCUAUUGCUGUUUAUGCAAAUGAGGUCCAAUCGGGUGGUGGCAAUUAGUGCUGCAAAAUUUUUCUAUCUCACCCGAUCGACAUUCGGAAGGGCCAUGAGGACGGCGUUCUCAUUCUUCACAAUCAUGCAACAGUUCUACGAGGAAAAUGGAGUCGGAAAUCAUUGA